This is a messenger RNA of Serpula lacrymans var. lacrymans S7.9, 321 nucleotides long. RefSeq lists its product as uncharacterized. The record is from RefSeq and is a predicted model, not a curated record. NCBI's taxonomy places the organism in Eukaryota, Fungi, Basidiomycota, Agaricomycetes, Boletales, Serpulaceae. The coding region runs from base 1 to 321 and encodes 106 amino acids. The transcript is spliced from 2 exons.
AUGAGCAAAAGCACAGCUAUCCUAAUCAUCACCCUAUUCCCUCUCAUCGCAAUCAUACUCUUUGGCAUUGCCAAACUCUACGUCUAUAUCACUAAACCAACCAUCAUCACACCUAUCACCCGACCAUCCACCAUUGUUUCAUUUUUUCCUGCCAACGUCUCACCCACAGAGUCGUUUGUCGAUAUCCCCCUCACUCCCCCUUCCAACCCUUUAGCUAGAACCCUUGACGGCGUGGAGCCCGAUAGUUGGAAAAGACCUGCACGCGGUUAUUCGCUGGGUAUCACUGGGACAACCGUCUGGACCCCAGUUACUAUACUUUAG